Molecule: messenger RNA, 330 nt
Organism: Staurois parvus
Lineage: Eukaryota; Metazoa; Chordata; Amphibia; Anura; Ranidae
Source: the annotation of a GenBank genome assembly
CAGUAUGGAUUAGUGGCCAUUGGUUGGGAUGAGUACGGAGUAGUGGCCAUUGGUUGGGUUCAGUAUGGAGUAGUGGCCAUUGGUUGGGAUGAGUACGGAGUAGUGGCCAUUGGUUGGGAUGAGUACGGAGUAGUGACCAUUGGUUGGGUUCAGUAUGGAGUAGUGGCCAUUGGUUGGGUUCAGUAUGGAGUAGUGGCCAUUGGUUGGGUUCAGUAUGGAGUAGUGGCCAUUGGUUGGGUUCAGUAUGGAGUAGUGGCCAUUGGUUUCAACAGUACAGAUCAUGGUGGAGAUAGCCAAUCCGAUGAGGAGAAUUACAGGACAAGGGAGGGG